GCUAAUCUCUCUUUUGAUGAAAAGUUUGAUGUUUCUCUUUCCAAACAGUUAAAAUAAAUCGCAUAUGUGUUUUAUCAUUAGUCAAAAUCAUAUUUCCAAGAAACACCACGGCAUUUAAAUGGAACUUUAACACAUAAAAAGGCAAUAUGCUACGCACGCAAAGCUUAAGAAUAAGAGCUUAUUCACGGAAUAGCAUUCGGAAACCCAUUACCAGAGUGAUCUCUUCUAGCAGAAGCAAUUCUUCGUCAAAUCUCGCAAGUCCUCAAGAUGUCCAGCCUUCGUCAGCGAAGCCUUUUGAAGAUAUCCCUCAUCUUCCAAUUCUACCUUUCAUCGGCACAGCAUGGACGUUCUUCCCUAUUAUUGGGAUUUACAGCACCAGUACGCUUCACUUAGCUUCUCGUGAUGGUAGGAAGAGAUUUGGAGACAUCUGCAGACAGAAGAUUGGCUCCUUGAACAUAGUGCUAUCAUUCCGCGCAGAGGAUAUGGAAACGCUUUCUCGAAACGAAGGACCCUACCCAUUCAGGGGGGACAUCGCCAGUCUUAAAGCAUACAGAGAAUCUAGAAAGCAGUGGUAUUCUAGCACUGGUCUUAUGAUUUUACAAGGAAAGGAAUGGCAUAGCUUGAGAACAAAGACGCAGAAACAUUUGCUAAAGCCAAAAGCUGUAGAAGCUUACAUGGGUUCAAUGCAGGAAGUAGCAAGAGAUUUAGUCAAUAAAAUCUACUUAACAAGAGAUUCAAACAAAGAAGUUCCAAAUUUCCUCUUUGAAUUAUACAAAUGGGCCCUCGAGUCCGUGGCUGUUGUGGGUCUUGACACCAGACUAGGAUGCCUACAGAUAGACUUACCAAAGGAUUCUGAUGGCAUGAAGAUGAUUGAUUCCGCACAAACUCAGUUUCAACUCAUAAGUGAACUAGAGGGAAUGACUGGGAAUUUACCUUUCUGGAAGCUUUUUCCCACACCCAAAUGGCGUAAAUUCACUAAAGCUGCAGACGUAUUUACAGAAAUUGCUUUCAAGUACAUCAAUCGGUCUUUAGAUGACCUGAAGAAAAGUGAAGACAACGAAGAAAAAGAGCUUACUUUGCUUCAAGCUUUACUGUCCACAAAAGGCCUAGAUGCUUCAGGAGCAAUGGUCACUGUUGCUGAUAUGCUUUUGGCUGGAAUUGAUACCACGUCUCACACUAUUGGCUUUCUUCUGUAUCAGCUGGCGAAAAAUCCAGAUAAACAGGAAUUGUUGUAUCAAGAAAUAAUGAAAACUCUUCCUCACAAGGAUCAGAAAAUGACUCCAGUAGCUUUUUCAGAAUUUAGAUAUUUAAAGUCAUGCCUGAAAGAGUCACAAAGAUUACACCCAAUAGCAGGUGGUGCUGCCCGAGUACUUGACCAUGACGUAGUCAUGAGUGGAUACAAAAUACCUGCAGGGACGAUGAUUGCUAUUGCACUGCAAGAAGUCUACAGGAGAGAGGAAUACUACAAAAAUCCUCAUGAGUUCUGUCCAGAGAGAUGGCUGGAAAAAGACCAAAACUUCAACCCUUUUGCUUUUCUGCCUUUUGGAUUUGGAACUCGAAGCUGCAUCGGAAGAAGAUUGGCUGAACUGGAAAUGAUUACUCUAACGACCGAGAUAAUCAAAAAUUUCAAAGUUGAAUAUCAUCAUGAAGAUAUUGAUAUGAUUACCAGACUGAUUGGGUUUUUUUUUUUUUUUUUGUUUCAAAGCAAGUCGGAUGUAUUUAGAUCAUAUGCGGAAAAUAAAUUCGGUACAUUGCAGUAUUUUGAUGAAACCUUUGUGAAGAAACUGAAAAUGCUUCAAACUUCUCCUUUGAGAAUAUUAUCAGGUGAAUGCAAGCUUCUCAAUGGACUCCUUCGCCAAAUAGACUGUUAUAAGAGACCUUCUUCCACAGCCAAUGUUCCAAGUCAACAAAACAAUGAAUUGGCUUCUGCUAAACCUUUCGAAGAAAUUCCACAUCUUCCUAUACUUCCCGUAAUAGGGACAGCAUGGGCAUACAUGCCAAUAAUAGGACUUUAUAAAACGAGCCGUCUCCACGAGGCAGCAAGGGACAAGAGGAAAAAAUUUGGGGACAUGCAUCGAGAGAAGUUCGGGCCUCUGCACAUGGUUGCGUCUUUCCGCGCGGAGGACAUGGAAAUCCUUUCCAAACACGAAGGACCCUAUCCUAACAGAGGAUUCCUCUCAACCAUUCAAGCAUAUCGAGAAUCAAGAAAGCAGUGGUACACUACAACGGGACUUAUGGUUUUACAAGGUAAGGAAUGGCAUGACCUACGUUCCAAGACACAAAAGCAUUUGCUGAAACCGAAAGCAAUCGAGUACUAUUUGGUCCCCAUGCAAGAAGUAGCUAAAGAUCUGGUGAAUAAAAUCUAUUUAUCAAGAGAUUCCAAUAAAGAAGUACCGAAUUUUCUUGAUGAACUGUACAAAUGGUCUCUUGAAUCUAUUGCCUUUGUGGGCUUAGACACAAGACUAGGUUGCUUAGAAAUGGAGUUACCAGCAGAUUCUGAGGGACGGAAAAUGAUUGAUUCUGUUCAAACACAGUUCGCACUUUUGAUUGAACUAGAAGGUUUUGCCGGAAAAAUAACUUUUUGGAAAUUCUUUCCAACUCCAAAAUGGCGUAAAUUUACAAAAGCUUCUGAUGUUUUCACUGAAAUUGCUUUCAAGUACAUAAAUCGUGCUUUAGAUCAGUUAAAGAAGAACGAAGUUAGUGAAGAAAAGCAAUUGACUUUGCUUCAAGCAAUGCUGACCACAAAAGGUUUGGAUGCAUCUCGAGUGAUGGUCACAGUAGCAGAUAUGCUUUUCGCGGGAAUCGAUACGACUGCUCAUACUGUUGGCUUUCUCUUGUAUCACUUGGCAAAGAAUCCAGACAAGCAAGAACGGCUCUACCAAGAAGUGAUGAGUGUGCUACCAAGUGAGGAGCAGAAAAUGACGCCUAAGACAUUUGCUGAAAUGCGAUAUUUAAAGUGUUGUAUGAAAGAAUCACAAAGAUUGCAUCCGGUUGUGGGAGGAUCAGUGAGAGUUCUGGAUCAUGACGUAGUUAUGAAUGGAUACAGAAUUCCUGCUGGGACAAUGAUCGGUGUCGGCCUGCAAGAAAUCUACAGAACAGAGAAGUAUUACAAGAAUCCAAACCAGUUUAACCCAGAGAGAUGGUUGGAAAAAGAUGAAAAUUUUAACCCAUUUGCUUUCCUGCCAUUUGGUUUAGGAAUAAGAAGUUGUAUCGGUAGGAGGUUGGCUGAACAGGAAGUAGUAACUCUCACCACAGAGAUAAUACGAAAUUUCAAAAUCGAAUAUCAUCAUGAAGACAUCGAUAUGAUCACUAGAUUUGUAAGUGCACCGGACAAGCCCCUGAAAUUCAGCUUUAUUGAAAGAAGAUAACUUUUCUUUGCCUACAUCAACAGUACAAAACAGAUGGUCAUCUUCAAGAAGAGAAUAUUUUUAUGUUUUUUAAUUUAUUU
This is a messenger RNA of Uloborus diversus, 3448 nucleotides long. RefSeq lists its product as uncharacterized. The record is from RefSeq and is a predicted model, not a curated record. Gene Ontology annotation, molecular function: oxidoreductase activity, acting on paired donors, with incorporation or reduction of molecular oxygen; iron ion binding; monooxygenase activity. NCBI's taxonomy places the organism in Eukaryota, Metazoa, Arthropoda, Arachnida, Araneae, Uloboridae.